AUGGUAGAUAUACUACGAUACUACAUCACCUUGACCGCUUACGAUCCAGCUAGCGGUUCCCACCUGCCUUUGCAGGUUCAUGUAGAUGAAGAUGUGCCUAACUAUUUGGCUUUGACUGUCUCUGUUGCUCGACCUAAAGGUGACUCGGGACGCACCAGGGAGCUCAUCUCCACCAUGGAGCCUCUCUCCACGCUUUUGGUUGAUGAGCCUCCUGUUGACAAAUUGCCUGAGUGGCCUUCUGAGGAUGCUUUCAGUGUUAUCAAACGAUUUUAUUUGGUGGAAGAAUCAGAGUUGCAACAUAAUGAUUGGAUUCUUCUAUACUUGCAACUACAAUUUUUUUAUUUGUUCAUGUACACUUACACUCUGUCCAAGUUGAAGAUUGUGAAAGUGGCCAUAGAAGCAACUGAUGAAGAAGAUGCCACUGAGAGAUGAUUCAAUGCCAAAAGUGCAAUUGUGUACAUAACUUUUAAGGGUUUGGCCAUUCGCGGGAUGAGUGAUCAUUUUGAAUGGAAAGCCAUCGUUAGAAGGCUCAUCAAUGAGCGCACAUGAUCUUUGAGCCUCCUUGGUGACUUUUCAGGUGAAGAAAACAAUUACAAGUUUAGCACUACCAUGAAUGCUCCUGAAAGCCAUGAAUUUGUUGAAAGCUUUCUAAGUGGAACCAACUCUUAUGGCGAUCCGACGAACCAUUUUAUCUAG
Molecule: messenger RNA, 696 nt
Organism: Eutrema salsugineum
Lineage: Eukaryota; Viridiplantae; Streptophyta; Magnoliopsida; Brassicales; Brassicaceae
Product: UPF0725 protein At1g19060
Exons: 4
Source: RefSeq, a predicted model, not a curated record